AUGUCUGUGAUCACACUGUUCUUCCGCGGGCUGAGAUCCCAGGACAGUCACCCGGAGAAGAGGCCGCCGCCGGUCCCCCCACUGCACGAUGACGAUGAGGACGACAGCGAACCACGCAUAGAGUUCAGCCGUGGUGCAGACCUCCGCAAGUCCUGGGUCCGGAAGUCCAUUAGGAAGAAGAAGCAGCCGCUGUCCGAGCUUCAGCAGCCCUCAGAAUUUUACCAGCGAUUGGACCACAGUCCCUGCAGACCAGGCUCCUCAACUAGCAACGGUUUACCCACAAAGUCUCCCCUGCGGCCGCGCCGCAUGCAGCCUCCUCCGUUGCCUGGUGACAGCAGACACAGAGUGGGUGGAAAAGAGCCGCUCCAGAGCCCAGACCAUCAGCAGACCAUCGCCUACCGCACACACUGCUUCAACAACCCCACCAGCAGCAGCGAGACGCCACACAGAAGCAGCCUCGAGACCCCCACAUCCCCCCUGAACCCGAUCAGCCCCAUCCAGGGGUCCCACCGACGAGAAGACAUGAGAGGCAGCUAUAACAACAACAGGUUGCAGAGCAAUGGCGAGAGCAACACACUGGGUCUCAGCAUUAUCAAAAACAUUGCGUUCUUGUACCAGGAGUACCGCGACAGCUCCAAGCAGCAGGAGAUCGAGCAGAGGCGCCAGGCCGAGUCUCUGUCCCCAUGUGAGGUGAGGCGUGGGGGGACCGACUCCAGCACGGUGACCCCUCCUCCGGCUCUUCAGCUGCAGCUGCGCAACACCACCCAGUCCCUCAGUUUGUGGCAAAACCUGGAGGUGGUGCAGAACAGCGGCCUCCUCGACAAACUGCCCCAGAAAGAAGUCAUCAUGCAGGAGGCCAUGUUUGAGCUCGUCACCUCUGAAGCGUCGUACUACAAAAGUCUGGAGAUUUUAGAAACUCACUUCCUGAGAAAACCCGCCCUCAUCAACACUCUGAGCCAAUCAGACAUGCACUUCCUGUUCUCCAACAUCGAGGGCGUCAUGAAGGCCAGCGAACGGUUCUUGAUGGACCUGGAGCACCGUAUCGAGGAGAACCUCCUGAUCUCAGACGUGUGUGACAUUGUUUAUUCUCACGCCGCGGAGCAUUUCAACGUCUUCAUCACCUACGUCAUCAACCAGAACUACCAGGAGAAAAACUACAGGCGCAUACUAGAGGGCAACCAGGCGUUUCGAGAAGUUAUGGAGAGUUUGGAGAAACAUCCCAGAGUGCGAGGCCUCUCCUUCACUUCAUUUUUGAUUCUUCCUUUUCAGAGGAUCACCAGACUCAAGCUCCUCGUACAGAAUAUCCUCAAAAAGGUGGAGGAAGGCUCCGAGCGAGAGGCCAACGCUAUCAAGGCACAUCAGCGGCUGGAGCAGAUUGUGAAAGAGUGCAAUGAAGGCGUGCGCAAAAUGGGCCGCACUGAAGAGCUCAUCAGCAUCGAGAAAACACUGGAGUUUAAAUCAAAGUCCAUUCCCAUCAUCUCUCACUCACGCUGGCUCCUGAAGAAAGGAGAGGUGCAGCUCAUGUCGGGCCCUAAAAGCACCAGAACCACAAAGGGCAAGAAACUCUACCAGCCGGUUUACCUCUUCCUCUUCAACAACCUGCUGCUCAUCACCAAACGCAGCUCCAGUGGAGACAAGUUCCAGGUGCUUGACUCCUGCACCAGAGCCAUGUUGAGGACCGAAGACCUCGAAGACCAGGGCCAGCUCUUGGCAAACGUCUUCAACCUCAAACUGCUGGAAAACCAAGAGGAGCGGACGGCAAACUACAUGAUCAAGACCACCAGUAUGAGCGACAAACUGCGAUGGACGUGCACUCUGACCCCUAGUCGCCGCACGCGUUUUAUGUCGACAAAUGCUCAACAAUCAGACUCCCCUCAGGUCCAGUGCAUCCAGUCGUACUCCUCCCAAGAGCCAGACGAACUGUCCAUAGAAAUGGCCGACGUGUUGAAUCUGCUGGAGCGGACGGACGAUGGCUGGAUGAUGGGCGAGCGGCUUCACGACAGCGAGAGGGGCUGGUUCCCGAGUCGCGUUGUGGAGGAGAUCCAGAGCAAAGAGGUGCGGAUCCAAAACCUGCGCGAGGCCUUAAGGAUCCAUCAGGCCCAGGAGGGAGUGGGCCUCCCCCAGCCAGGAGCCAGGACUGGGCCUCGGGCCGCUCGCCGCACCCCCAACAAGAACUUCUCCAACAAGUGGAGCGAUCAGUAA
This is a messenger RNA of Knipowitschia caucasica, 2202 nucleotides long. The record is from the annotation of a GenBank genome assembly. Lineage: Eukaryota; Metazoa; Chordata; Actinopteri; Gobiiformes; Gobiidae.